AUGUCUUUUGAGAGGGAAAAACUUGCAAUUGAAAAGGCAAGUAGGGAAGAAAAACUUAAGAUUGAGAGGGAAAGAAUGAUUAUUGAGAAGAAAAAAUGUGAGCAAGAAGAAAGGUUAGAGGAAGAGAGAAUCAUGAUGAUAGAUACAAGUGGCUUAACCGGAGCACAAAAAGCUUUUUAUGAACAACUCCAAGAAAAAAUCAUGGCAAAACGAAGAUCAUUGGUUUAUGUAUUUUAUAGUGGCUUAUGUCACUUGAUGAAUUAUCUUAAACUAUAUGUUGCAUCCAUGAAUCACUUUGUGAUUCGCAAGUUCCUUCUUGAUGACUCAGAUGAAAAUGAGAUAAUCGAAGAACUUGUUAUGGAAGCAUCACAACCUAAGCGUCGUCGUCGUUCUAUCCAACGUAAUCAUUUGGUAGGCCAUGAGAGGCUUUUUCUUGAUUAUUUUGCUUCCACACCAAUAUAUCCACCUACUUUAUUUCAUAGGAGAUUUCGAAUGAAGCGUUCUCUUUUUCUUCGUAUUCAAUCUCAAGUUGAAGCUCAUGACUCUUAUUUUGUCCAAAAAAGAAAUAGUGCUAACAAACUUGGUUUAUCUUCAUUGCAAAAGAUAACUGCUGCACUUAGAAUGCUUGCGUAUGGAGUAUCGGGUGAUUUGAUAGAUGAAUAUGUGCGGAUUGGAGAAACUACUGCAUUAGAAAGUUUGAAAAAAUUUGUUACUGCGGUAAUUGAUGUUUUCUCUGAAGAAUACUUGAGAAAGCCAAACAAUGAAGACAUUGCUAGACUGUUAGCUCACGGCGAACGUCGAGGUUUUCCAGAGCGAUCUCAUGUAUUUAAUGAAUUGGCUGAAGGACGUGCUCCUACAAUACAGUACUCAAUUAAUGGUCAUGACUACACUAUGGGAUACUACCUUGCUGAUGGUAUAUAUCCAAAGUGGGCAACAUUUGUGAAAACAAUCCCAGCUCCACAAGGACAUAAGUAUAAAUUAUUUGCAGCAGCCCAAGAGGCGUAUAGGAAGGAUGUUGAGCGUGCAUUUGGAGUGCUUCAAGCACGUUUCGCAAUUGUCCAUGGACCUGCACGGUUUUUUCAUCUUGAAACACUCAAAAAGAUCAUGAAAGCGUGCAUAAUUCUCCAUAAUAUGAUUGUUGAAGAUGAGCGAUAA
This is a messenger RNA of Quercus lobata, 1155 nucleotides long. RefSeq lists its product as uncharacterized. Lineage: Eukaryota; Viridiplantae; Streptophyta; Magnoliopsida; Fagales; Fagaceae. Bases 1 to 1155 code for a protein of 384 amino acids. The record is from RefSeq and is a predicted model, not a curated record. The transcript is spliced from 4 exons.